AUGAAAUUCCGACGGACUAAAGUAGUCAAAGAAAACCCCUUCUCGGGACUGGUCUCGGACCAGGAAAUCGCCCAUGUUCCCGAAUACCAACUAGAGUCCGGAGUCACUAUCUACAAUGUUCCUAUCGCCUACAAGACGUGGGGAGUUCUGAAUGAAGCUGGAAAUAACGCCAUGGUUAUUUGCCACGCUCUUACCGGUUCCGCUGACGUCUCCGACUGGUGGGGCCCUCUUAUUGGCCCUGGCCGAGCGUUCGAUCCCACCCGAUUCUUCAUUGUGUGUCUCAACUCCCUCGGAUCACCCUACGGUUCGGCUUCUCCUUGCACCGCUGACAACACCCCCGGAGCUGAUAAGAACACAUACUACGGCCCCGAGUUCCCACUGGUGACCGUUCGAGAUGACGUUAACAUCCACAGACUGGUGCUGGACGACCUAGGAAUCAAGCAGAUCGCCUGUUGCAUUGGAGGAUCUAUGGGCGGCAUGCUGACGCUGGAGUACGCCUUUUUCGGUAAGGACUACGUGCGGACCUUUGUGGCGCUCGCCACUUCGGCUCGACACUCAGCCUGGUGCAUUUCCUGGGGAGAGGCCCAGCGGCAGUGCAUUUAUUCGGACCCCAAGUACGACGACGGGUACUACUCGUUUGAAGAUCCGCCCUCCUCGGGCCUCGGAGCCGCUCGAAUGGCUGCUCUGCUGACCUACCGAUCCAGAGACUCGUUUGAAAACAAGUUUGGACGAGACACGCCCGACCCAACUCGACAUAAGACAAUUAACGGACCCCAACGACGAGGUCCUCAGACUGCUUCUGAGGAGCAUUGGCUCAUUCACAACGACGGUCACAUGCGAGGAAAGAAGAUGGCCGAUGAAGAAGGUAGCUCCACUCCCACUGCCAACGGUGUUUCUCAGCCCUCUAGCGUGAGCACCAACGGUUCCAUUCUCGACGAUACAUCUUCUGUCUCUUCUUCGUCUUCGUUUGUUCCUCUUGCUGUCAAGAAGAAGCCACCCACCCACUUCUCAGCCCAAAACUACCUCCGAUACCAAUCGGACAAGUUCACAAAGCGAUUCGACGCCAACUGCUACAUCGCAAUCACCAGAAAGCUGGACACUCAUGAUGUGUCUCGAGAGAGAGCCGAAUCUGUUGAGGCUGCUCUCCAGACUCUCGAGCAGAACGCUCUUAUCAUUGGUAUUAAGUCUGACGGACUUUUCACAUUCGCUGAGCAGGAACUCAUUGCCGCAAACGUUAAGAACUCGCACCUGGUUACCAUCGACUCGCCUGAGGGCCACGACGCCUUCCUGCUGGACUUUGCUCUCAUUAACAAGGAGAUUGUCGAGUUCCUGGCCGCCAACGUGCCCGACAUUAUCAACACCAACGGCGUCUCCUGGGAGGAGGCCAAGGUGGGCGAGCUGGGCAAGUCAUCGCUGUUUGGUGAGGCCGAGGUCGAAAUCACCCAGUGGUGA
Molecule: messenger RNA, 1452 nt
Organism: Yarrowia lipolytica CLIB122
Lineage: Eukaryota; Fungi; Ascomycota; Dipodascomycetes; Dipodascales
Biological process (GO): L-homoserine metabolic process
Molecular function (GO): homoserine O-acetyltransferase activity
Source: RefSeq, a predicted model, not a curated record